AUGGGUUCCUACUAUGGCUAUGCAGUGGCUGCUACUGACAUAAACAAUGAUGGGAUGACAGACCUGCUGGUUGGCGCACCAAUGUUCAUGCUUCGUGACUCUGAUGGGAGGUUGGAGGAGUUGGGUCGGGUCUAUGUGUACAUGCAGAACGGACCUCUGGAUCUCCCACCUCAGCUACCUCACCUCACCGGCACACAGACGUUCGGCCGGUUUGGCAGCUCCAUUACCCCUCUCGGAGACCUCAACCAAGAUGGUUACAACGACGUGGCCAUCAGUUGUCCGUUUGGUGGGGAAAACAAACAAGGACUGGUGCUCAUCUAUAACGGACAUGCUGGAGGACUCAGGGAAAAGCCCUCUCAGGUGAUCGCUGGCCAAUGGGCUUCUGCCACACCGUCAGCUCUACCUGCCAGUUUUGGUUACGCCCUUCGUGGAGGCAAAGACCUGGAUAAUAAUGGCUACCCAGAUCUUAUUGUUGGCGCAUUUGGUGCAGACACUGCCGUUCUUUAUAGGUCUCGUCCUAUUGUGAACACCAGUGCUACCUUGACUGUAUAUCCAGCUAUGAUUAAUCCUGAGGAGAAAGUUUGCACCAUAAGCCGUGGGAACGAAACCCUGCAAGUGUCCUGUGUCAACCUGAGCUUUUGCCUCUCAGCCAAUGGGAAGCACCUACCAAAUCAUCUCGAGUUUAACGUUGAAGUUCAGCUGGACCGGCUGAAGCAGCCGCAGAAGGGGGCCGUACGGAGAGCUCUGUUUUUAGACACCCAGCUUCCCGCUCUGCAGAGGACUCUGACUGUGCCAAAUGGAGCCAGAGUCUGCAGUGACACCAAGAUCUUCUUGCGGGAUGAGAAGGACUUCAGGGAUAAGCUGUCGCCCAUCUUCGUUGCGCUCAACUUCAGCCUGAACCCUCAAGCUGCGGCAGACAGAUACGGCCUGCGGCCCAUCCUUAACUACCAGACAGCAGAGCUCAUCGAACAGAAAGCCCAGAUUUUAUUGGACUGUGGAGAGGACAACAUCUGCGUCCCUGACCUGAAACUCUCUGUGCACGGGGACAGGAAGGAAGUGUACAUGGGCGAUGACAACUCUCUGACCCUGACUUUCAAUGCAAAGAACGACGGAGGCGGAGCUUACGAAGCCGAGCUGUAUGUGGUCUUGCCACCAGAGGCCGACUACAGCGGAAUAGCCCGCAAUAACGAGAGCCUGACCCAACUGACCUGCAGUUAUGAGACGGAAAAUCAGACCCGUUACCUCAGCUGUGACCUGGGGAACCCCAUGAAAUCAGGCACUAGCUUAUGGGCCGGACUGAGAUUCACAGUACCACGUCUGAAGGACACACACAGAUUUGUGCAGUUUGACCUGCAGAUCCGUAGUAAGAAUGAGAAUAACUCCCAGAGUGAAGUCGUCCCCUACAAGUUGGAGGUGGUGGUCCAGUCAGAUGUUAUUCUACAGGGUGUCUCCCGACCAGACAAGGUCUUCUUUCCCCCACCAAACUGGAAGUUGACCAAGAAUGUGAUGGUUGAACAGGAUGUCGGACCCUCCGUCCAGCACACUUAUGAGUUGGUGAACAACGGGCCGAGCCGCAUCAGUCACACUCUACUGCAGCUCAAAUGCCCCAUGAGGCUUCAAAGUAACAGGUUAAUUUACCCGCUGGAGGUCACGACGGAGGGCCCUGUUAACUGCACCACCCACAACAUAGUCAACCCCUUGAACCUCAAGCUCCAGCAGUCUUCUACCGAGCUGCCUCCUUUACGAGACGCGGCACACGAACACCACAUCGAGAAGAGGGAAACGCACAAGGGCGAGCUGUCUCAGCUGACCAAUCUGUCUUGCUCCAGUGUGGAUUGCUGGACUCUAACGUGUAACGUUGGCCUGCUGGAGCGAGGGACUAGUGCCAUACUGCAUGUUCGCUCGCGAAUCUGGGCUGAAGCGUUCAUGGAGAAUCCUUAUAAAAACUUCAAUCUGGAGUGCCUUGCUAGUUACAAAGUGGAAAAGAUGCCAUAUGCCAUUUUGCCCAAAGUGACUCCUAGUGGUGCUAAAAAGAUGGUCACUCCUGUGGUCUGGAAUAAGCCAGACAGUACGUAUGCUGUUCCUCUGUGGAUCAUCAUUCUGGCUAUUCUGGCUGGUCUUCUACUGCUUGCACUGCUGAUCUACGUCCUCUACAAGCUCGGCUUCUUCAAGAGAACUCCAUACGGCACGGCCAUGGAAAAAGCCCAGCUCAAACCUCAGGCUGCAUCCGAGGCCUAAACUACACAAGAGAGCAUUCAGAAAACACGUCCCAGAGAAUGUUCUUAACCAGAGGCCAUCCAAAGAGAGCUUACUUGCUGUUUAAAAAAAAAAAAAAGAAAA
This is a messenger RNA of Sinocyclocheilus rhinocerous, 2340 nucleotides long. Its product is annotated as integrin alpha-5-like. Gene Ontology annotation, biological process: cell adhesion mediated by integrin; integrin-mediated signaling pathway; cell-cell adhesion. The annotation marks the transcript as partial. NCBI's taxonomy places the organism in Eukaryota, Metazoa, Chordata, Actinopteri, Cypriniformes, Cyprinidae. Gene Ontology annotation, cellular component: integrin complex; external side of plasma membrane. The record is from RefSeq and is a predicted model, not a curated record. The transcript has 20 exons. Gene Ontology annotation, molecular function: integrin binding.